This is a messenger RNA of Gambusia affinis (western mosquitofish), 1658 nucleotides long. Its product is annotated as nuclear factor 7, brain-like. The record is from RefSeq and is a predicted model, not a curated record. The coding region runs from base 168 to 1508 and encodes 446 amino acids. The transcript has a single exon. Gene Ontology annotation, molecular function: zinc ion binding; protein binding. NCBI's taxonomy places the organism in Eukaryota, Metazoa, Chordata, Actinopteri, Cyprinodontiformes, Poeciliidae.
ACCUACAUAAGACAUAACUUGUCAAGGCUCCGCCCCUUCCUGAGGUUUUCCUGUAAUCACAAGUCCUUCCUCCUUGACUUGAACUUAAAAAACAUCCAGGAAGCCUCACUCAGAUUAAACUGCCAGGAUCUGAUGAGAGAUCAGAGUGUAGCAGGAACUUUGGAUGCAUGAAGCCAGAAGAAAUGCCUCCAAAAUCUCUGGACUUGUGUUGCCCCAUCUGUAAGGACAUCUUCAGAGACCCUGUUGAUUUGCUCUGCAGCCACAGCUUCUGCAGAGAGUGUUUGAAUAACUGGUGGAAGGACAAAAUAACCCCAAACUGUCCGAUCUGCAGGAGAAUAUCAUCAAUCGACAAUGGCAUUUCUAGAGAGGUUUGCUGCCGGCUGCAUGGUGAGAAAUUCAAACUGUUCUGUGUGGAUGACAAGGAACUUUUAUGUCUCGUCUGUCAGCAUUCAGUUGAUCAUUAUGGACACAAACUCCAACCUGUUAAUGAAGUAGCUCAGGGUCGGAGAAAUGAGCUGCGAAAGGCCCUGGGGCCGCUGCUGGACAAACUGAAGGUGUUCAAAGAAGAGAAGGGAAACCUGGAUCAGACAGCUGAACACAUUAAGCUCCAGACCCAACAAACCGAGACACGGAUCAAGGAGCAGUUCAAGAAGCUUCAUCUGUUUCUCCACAAGGAGGAACACUCCAGGAUUGCUGCUCUGAGGACAGAAGAAAGCAAGAAGACUCAGAAGUUAAGCCUAAAGAUCGACGCCCUGAGUAGAGAGAUCGCUGCUCUUUCACGGACAAUAAAAGACACAGAGGGACUGAUAAAGGCUCAGGAUGCCGAAAUGCUGCAGAGCUUCAGGACUGCUGCAGAAACCAUCCAACAGCGCCUCCUGCUGGAGAAUCCUCAGCCUGUCUCUGGAGCCCUGGUAGAUGUGGCCAAACACCUGGGCAACCUGAGCUUCAACAUCUGGAACAAGAUGAAGCAUCUGGUGUCCUACACUCCUGUGGUUCUGGAUCCAAACAGCGCCAACUUUGAGCUCAUCCUGUCUGAAGACCUGACCAGCGUGAGAUGCGGCCAGAAGCAGAACAUUCCCGACAACCCGGAGAGGUUCGACUUCUUCCGCAUCGUCCUGGGCUCGGAGGGCUUCAUGACGGGAACCUACAGCUGGGACGUUGAGGUCGGAGACAACACAGACUGGUUUGUGGGCGUGGCCUCGCAGGACGUCCAGAGGAAAGGAAUUCAUCCGACUCGUCUGUGGAGAAUCGGAUGCCUGAAAGGUAAAUAUGUGGCCCGGGCCCUGUCGGAACCGUCCACGGUUCUGCCGGUGAGCGGACAGCUCAGCAAGAUCAAAAUCAUUCUGGACUGGAACCGAGGGAAGCUGAUGUUCCUCAACCUCAACACCAACACCGUCAUUCACACCUUCACUUGUUCCUUCACUGAGAAGCUGUUUCCUUACUUUAACUCUGCGCAUGCGUCCCCGUUGAAGCUGAUACCUGAAAAUGUGUCUCUCAGGUUGAGUUAACCAGACAGUGAAGCUGCUAAAACCUCCAGCCGCUUUAAGAGGAUUAAUGCAAUGAUACCGAAACAGAACAGAAAGGAUUCAACUCUCUGAUUGUAUUGUUAAAAAAUGCUUUUACUUUGUUUUGUCUUAAUAUUUCUACCACAUUUUAUU